Molecule: messenger RNA, 7797 nt
Organism: Penicillium malachiteum
Lineage: Eukaryota; Fungi; Ascomycota; Eurotiomycetes; Eurotiales; Aspergillaceae
Product: type I polyketide synthase
Exons: 13
Coding region: 1-7797 (2598 amino acids)
Biological process (GO): secondary metabolite biosynthetic process; fatty acid biosynthetic process
Molecular function (GO): phosphopantetheine binding; oxidoreductase activity; fatty acid synthase activity
Source: RefSeq, a predicted model, not a curated record
AUGGAAGCAAUGAAUUCUACCGGUCACUCGGUUGCAGGACCACCAGUGCAAAAUGAUAUUGCUAUCAUUGGAUAUUCUUUCAAGCUCCCACAAGACGUCAACGAUGACCAGGCAUUAUGGGAGGUCUUGGAGAAUCGCCGGAAUCUGAGAACGGAUUGGCCUUCAUCUCGAGUCAAUCCAGAAUCAUUUGUGAAUCAUCAAUUGACCAAAUUCCCAACUCAAGGUGCACAUUUUCUCAAUGAGGAUCUGGGCGCUUUCGAUGCUCCUUUCUUCUCAGUCACAACGCAAGAGGCUGCUGCUAUGGACCCAAUGCAGCGAUGGACUUUGGAGAAGUCAUAUCGAGCGUUCGAAAAUGCCGGAAUCCCAGUGGAGAAACUCAAGGGAAGUAGUACUGCCGUUUUCUCUGCGUCAAUGCUAGAGGACAAGGCUCGUAUGGUUGCCAUGGAUCCAGAAAAUACAGAGCGAACGGCUGCUACAGGGAGCGCUGUAGCAUGUGUCGUUCCAAAUCGAGUGAGUUGGUAUUUUGAUUUGCGUGGGCCCAGCAUCCACGUCAAUACAGCCUGCUCGGGAAGUUUAUCUGCAGUCGACAUGGCAUGCAAGGCAUUGUGGAGCGGUGAUGCAUCUUGUGCUCUUGUCACGGGAUGUAAUCUACUCUUGGAUCCAUCCAUCUUUCAAAUGCUCGCAACUCAGAACUUUCUCUCGCCUGAUAGUCUUUGCUAUAGCUUUGAUGAACGCGCAAAUGGGUACGCGAGAGGAGAGGGAGUUCUGGCUGUUGUGCUCAAGCCGUUUUCUGCCGCGAUUGAAGAUGGAGACAUGAUCCGUGCAGUCAUCCGCUCAACGGGCUCCAACCAAGACGGCCAUACUGCUGUGCUUACACAACCAAGUCCUCAAUCUCAGGAGGAGUUGAUUCGUCAUGUGUAUAAGAAAGCCGGUCUCUCAUUUCAUGAAACACGUUAUGUUGAAGCUCAUGGGACGGGAACUCCCGUGGGUGAUCCUAUUGAGAUGAAAGCGAUUGGCAGGGUGUUUCGAAAAAGCAGAACCACCGAUGAGCCACUUCACGUUGGAUCGGUAAAGGCUAACAUUGGACAUCUUGAAGGCGCCAGUGCAUUGGCAAGCUUGAUUAAGGCUAUCUUGAUUCUGGAAAAGGGCAUAAUCCCACCUAAUGCUCUGUUUGAGAAGCUCAACCCGGCCAUCGAUGCGGAGUUUUUCAAAAUUCAGGUUCCUGUUGAAUGUACUCCAUGGCCAACUGAAGGUCUUCGUCGAGUUUCAAUUAACUCUUUUGGAUUUGGCGGCUCAAACACACAUGUCGUUCUCGAUGAUGCGUUUCAUUACAUGCAACAACAUGGCCUUGAUGGGAAUCACUGCACAGCUCUCACUCCUGGCGCUCCAACGAAAAUUUCAAAAAUCGACAACAUAGUGCCACCUCCAUAUGAAAAUGGGAGUACGGGACAUCACGAAGCUGCCAAAGGUGCAUCUUCCACAAAUGGCGUUUCGAUUAUGAAUGGAUCAACACAUGUAAAUGGAAAUGGCGCAGUCUCGUCAACGAAUGGCUAUCAUGACAAUUUCAAACCUAACGAGGAAGAUCAUACGCUCAAGCUGCUUGUCUGGUCCGCUGCCAGUCAAAAAUCAGUAGAGGGAAUGCUCGAGAGUUAUGAGGCUGCAAGUUCAGACCUGGGACUCGAUGAUCCAUUUAACCUCGACAUUCUAGCCUUUACUCUCGCCUCACGGCGAAGUCGACUGUUGUGGAGAUCAGCUUCCGUUUGCGCGAGCUCGGAUUUGACGGAAGAGAAAGCUGCGUUUCCGCGAAGCAAGCCUGUUCGAAGCUCGGCCGACGUCGCGCUUGCAUUUGUAUUCACAGGACAAGGCGCUCAGUAUUUGGCUAUGGGAUGGGAUCUCAUUAAAUACCCAAUUUUCAACCAGACCUUGCGACAGAUUGAAGGGAUUUAUCGCUCCUUUGGGUGUCAAUGGUCGCUGUUCGAUGAGCUUCAUCAUGGAAAGAAUAUGAAUAAGCCAGAGUAUAGCCAGUCUAUCUGUACUGCUAUCCAGAUCGCUCUUGUAGAGCUUCUCGCCAGUUUUGGUAUUAUGCCAUCGGCGGUGGUGGGUCACUCCUCCGGCGAGAUUGCUGCCGCAUACACAAUUGGGGCUCUUUCACUUCAUUCGGCAUGCAAGGUGGCCUUCUUCCGGGGAAGGCUGACUGGUAGCGGUGCUGUCUCUCCAGGAAGUAUGUUGUCCAUAAACCUAGCUCAUUCUGAAGUACGCCAAUACCUCAAUGGCAUUAAGGGACCUGAUUUAGACCAGGUUGCAGUAGCUUGUAUUAACAGUCCUCUCAAUUUCACCCUUUCUGGGCCAGAAGAGGAGAUCGAGGCAAUAAAAUCUCAAGCGGAUCAAGAUGGCAUAUUUGCGCAAAAACUUAAAACAGGAGUCGCUUACCACUCAAGCGCCAUGAAGGCAAUCGCUAAUUGCUAUAUGACGUCGAUCGGGAAUAUUGAUGGUGCCGAGAGUCAGUCAAAGAAAGUCAAGGCACGAAUCCCAAUGGUCUCUUCCGUCUCUGGCAAGCUCAUUCGCCGGGAAGAAAUGGCCAAGGCGGAAUAUUGGGUUAACAACCUUGUCUCACCAGUCCGAUUUGCUGAUGCAAUUCAUGUACUAACUCAGCAGUCAUCCACGCUGAAGGUUGGUAUGAGAGGUAUUACAGAUCUUGUUGAAAUUGGUCCGCAUCCAGCGCUCAAGCGACCGAUCAAUGAUACGAUUCAACAACCUAAUAAUCGAGAAAAGGAGAUUAGAUAUCUUCAUGUUCUUCAUAGGUCUCACUCUGCCAUUCAAACUACUCUUGAGUUUGCCGGUCAACUCUUCUGUCUUGGUUACAACAUCUCUAUCCCGGCAGUUAACAGGCAAUCGCCCAAUAGUCGACCACCAUUUCUGGUAGACUGUCCCAAAUACCCAUUCGAUAGAUCAAAGAGUUAUUGGAAGGAGGCGCGCAUCAGUCGAGAUUUCAGGUUGAGAGAAGCUGUUUCCGGGGACACUUUGGGCGUGCGAGCGUCCGACUGGAAUCCCUUGGAGCCGCGUUGGAGAAAUUUCCUGAGCACUGAGUCUACUCCAUGGACUGCGGACCAUAAGAUGACUGAUACGGUUCUCUACCCGGCUGCGGGUAUGCUGAUAAUGGCCAUUGAAGCGGCCCAACAAAUGGUCCCCAAAGACCGAACAGUGCAAGGAUACCUCAUACAAAAGGCUGAAUUCAUGAAUCCUAUUAUCGUACCAGAGACUUGGGAAGAGCGCACUGAAACGCAAGUUCGAUUACGAUCAGUCAAAGGCCGACCGAAUAAUGACUGCUCAGUCUAUGAUGUCGCAAUAUUUUCGUAUUCACGCGACACAUGGACAGAGUGCUGCAACACGAGGAUUAUGGUAGAGUAUCACAAUUCAUCACCUCACGCAGUGGUUGAUGAAGAUAUUCGAGAUCUCCGUGAAUCAGCUGUUGCGUCUUGCACUUGCCCUCUUGACUCAAAGGUCAUGUACAGUGAUGCAGCCGAGCAGGGUCUUCAAUAUGGCGAGAUGUUUCAACUCCUCCAGGAGGUUUGUUGGGAUGGCAAGAAUUGCGCCUUGGGGCGCGUCGAUGUUAGGAACGCCAAGUUCAAAACAGCAAGCUUGGUACAUCCAGCUGUUCUGGAUCAAGCAUUCCAGGUUCUGCGAGUUAGUGCUGGACAGCAACGAGCUGCUAAUAUUCCAAUCCGCCUUGUGGAUGCAUGGUUUUCACCAUCCGGCUGGCAACAUCCAAAUAGCAGCUCUAUCCAAUGGGCUGCUCAAUCAAACUCGGGUUCCCAUGGAGAAAACAUUGUGACGAGUGGAGAACAGGGCAGUAUCUUUGCUUUUGCUGAAGAUGGAACUGUUUUAUGCCGGGUUCAACAAGCCGUCAUGGCAACUGUGUCAAAGGAAUCCGAGGAGAAGGACAAGACUUUGCUACACAGCAUCGAGUGGAAGCCACAGCUAAGUCUACUUGAUCAAAAACAGCUAUCGCGGAUGUACCCUACAAGCGCCAAGUUGGACGAGACAGCAAUGGUGGCCAACUAUCAGAAGCUUUGCUCGCUCCUGGAUACCAUCGCAGUGCGGACUGUUAGAACCUUGGAUCGUAUACAAAUCCCAGAAAGUCUUUUUCGACAUGUUCAGUGGCUUGACUUUCACGUUGAAAGAAUUCCCAUGUCCCAACAAGAGGAAUCUGUCAAAAUGAUCAAUUCUGAGCUUGACCUUUGGAUACAGGAAAUUGAAAGAGUUCUUCCGGCCUGGAAGCUGUACACUGUUUGCGCUCGUAAGCUAUUGAAUAUUCUUCAAGGAACGCUUGACCCGCUUGAAGUGAUCUUCAAAUCCGAUCUGGCAGAUAUCUUCUAUGCUUCUCUUUUUGAGAACAUAUGUGCUGAUGGGCGCCUUGCCAGUAUUAUAAAUCUCGCUUCACAUGAGACUCCCGCAAUGAGAGUCUUAGAGGUUGGCGCUGGUACCGGAGGCAUGACAGAGCAGAUUCUCGGAGUGUUGGAAGAGCGCGAGACUCGAACUGGUGCAUUCAGCUUUGCUGAAUAUUGUUACACGGAUAUUUCACCCAUGUUCCUGGAGCGUGCAAAGUCCCGCUGGCCUCGAUUUGAGAGUGACGGACGACUCAAUUUUCAAACUUUGGACAUUGCACAGUCAAUCGAGGGCCAAGGUUUUGAGCCGGCUUCUUAUGAUUUGGUUAUCGCGGCCAGCGUCCUUCACGCGACUCCAAGUCUCGCAAGUACGAUCCAAAAUGUUCGCAAGGCACUAAAACCUGGUGGUCGUCUCAUCUUACUUGAAGCAAUCAAGCCAGAGGACAUUGUCACCAAUUUUAUGGCUGGAUUAACGCCUGGCUGGUGGGUUGCUCGUGACAAGUGGCGUCUUCACUCACCUGCCGUAUCUGAGGCGGUAUGGGAUCAUAAUCUGAGAAAGAAUGGUUUCUCGGGGAAUGAUAUGGUCAUCCGGGACUACGAGGAUGAGAGCUGCCAUGUUGUGAGCAUCAUUGUGAGCACUGCAGUAGAGAUUCCAGAGCUUAGUACCCCCAGGCUUGGUACUAGCAACCUCGUUGUCGUGGUUGAUCAGAACUCCGACAUGCAAUCGAAUCUAGCAAAAUUAGUUCAUGCCACUCAUGACCCCCAUGGGACCUCGGUUCUCCACAUCUGUUCAUUCAAUGAAGAGGACAUCCAGCAGAUUCUUACCAAUACCAGGGAUAAUAUUGUUGUCUGCUUGGUGGAAGUAGGCAGCCCGUUGCUGGCCAAUCUUUCCGAGGAUGGCUUUAAGGCUCUGCGAAAAUUGAUUGCACUUGCUCCUAGACUCCUGUGGGUAACAGACUCAGGUACAAGUGCUUUAAGGGUUCCUGAAUUCAACAUUGUUCAAGGAUUUAUGCGCACAGUUCGCGCUGAACAACCAUCCAGUCACCUUGUGAGUCUCAGCAUCGAGGGUGAAUCUGACAGCAUGGCUUGUUCAAUUGCUAUAAGCCAGAUUCUUGAAACAUCUUUCGCCUUUCAGUCCCAAGAGAUUGAGUAUACCUUUAAGAAUGGGGUUUUGAUGACUGCUCGGGCUAUCAAAGAUGUGUGUGGCAACAAAGCAAUCCAAUCACUUCUUUCGCCACAGCUUGUCCAUAAUUCUUGGGGCAAAUUGGGGGCCGUGCAACUUGCUAUUGGCAACGAUAAUUCUCCUGUCUUUGUUCGGGACACAUUUUACGAGACCCCUCUAGAUCUCAACGAGGUGGAGAUCGAUGCAGAGUCUUGGAACUUCAUGAAACAUGACAGCCCCAGCACUUCUGACAGUUCUGCUCGCGUCGGCAGUUGCGGCGGUAGGAUCACUCGAGUUGGAAAUGAAUGUGAUAAGUCAUUCAAAAUAGGGGAUCGCGUUUGCAUGUUCACUCUCGAUCGCAUGCGCAAGUAUCCUCGAUGUCGGAACAGCGGAAUCGUGAAGGUUCCUCAAAGCAUGUCCAUUGAAGCAGCUACAUCGACACUUCAUCCAGCUUUGCUUGCAUAUCACGCUCUCAUUGAUAUUGCACAGCUUGGAGAGGGUGAUUCAGUUCUCAUUCAUUUUGCUGCCAGCAGCAUCGGUCAGGCUGCUGUCUGUAUAGCCCAGAAACAAAAAGCCCAGGUUUAUGCGACUGUAAAAUCAUCAGAGGAGAGGCAGUUCGUUCUGCAAACCUUGGGAGUGCCAGCUGAGAGAAUUCUCGAUGUCAAUGAUGCGCCAUUUGAAGCACUUGUUCUGCGUGCUACUAAGGAUGAGGGAGUGGAUGUUCUGUUCAACCUCUUAAAUGGUGACGAUAUCUUGCAAAAGUCUUCUCAGUGCGUUGCUGUCGGCGGACAAUUGAUUGAUAUUGGUCUUGCAAAUAUUGAUGACAGCCUCCAUCCUUCAUAUGAGAGGAUUUCGAGAAACAUCAUUUACUCGACCGUUGAUCUCUCGCGACUCCGCUCGAAGCUUUUGUCACGCCUACUCCACACUGUUAUGUCGUUGAUUCGAGAUGGCGAAAUCCGAAUUUUUGAUGACCCUCCAGUCUUCGGACUGUUAGAGCUUGAGUCAGCAUAUAAACAAAUUCAAGGCGAAGAGACAAAGGACCAGGUUGUGAUCACGGCAAGCACAGAUGAUGUUGUUCCGCAAUUUUUCAAAGAGCAUCCACCGUGGAAUUUUGACAAUUGUGCGUCGUAUUUAGUUGCAGGUGGGUUUGGCGGCAUUGGCCGAGCCAUUCUCCAGUGGAUGGUGGAGAGAGGAGCCAAAUAUCUGAUCGUACCAUCACGAUCAGGGGCAAAUUCCAAAGCUGCAAAAGAGUUAGUGUCUCAAUUGACAGCACAGGGAGUAACUGUUCAUGCUCCGCAAUGCGAUGUGUCAUCUCAAUCAAGUCUCUCGCAAAUGCUGGAUGAAUGCGCUCGGACGAUGCCGCCCAUCAAGGGAUGCAUCAACGCAGCAAUGGUUCUGCAAGACGGAAUCUUCCAAGAAAACAUGACAUUCGCCAAAUGGGAUCUGGCAAUGCAAUCAAAGGUUCAAACCUCAUGGAAUCUGCAUCAGCUGCUCCCUGAAAACCUCGACUUCUUUAUUCUCCUUUCCUCGCUUGCGGGUGUGGUCGGUCAGAUGGCCAGCUCCAACUAUGCCGGAGGAUGCACAUUCCAAGACGCAUUAGCGCGAUACCGAGUCUCUCAGGGCCAAACAGCCAUCUCAAUUGAUAUUGGCUGGAUGCGCAAUAUUGGCAUUAUCGCUGAGACGGGCGCCUAUCAACGUCAACGGCAAGCUGCGAAUGACAUGCGGCCAGUCGAUGGCGCGGAACUCCUUGCAUUAUUGACAAUAUGUUGUGACCCAGGGAACCCUCAACGUUCUCCAGUUGAAAGCCAAAUUUUGUUUGGUCUUCGGACUCCAGCUGAUCAUUUAGCGCGUGGAAAUGCUCCGCCAGCUUUGCUUAACAGGCCACUGCUGUCGACAUUUUCAUACAUUCCAGACUCGGGCGCCUCUGCCGAGCAAGAUGGGCUCAAAAAGAACGCUAUUGAUCCCGCUAUUCUGUUUCAACAGUCCUCGGACCCAAGUGAGCGCCAGCAAAUUUUCUUGCGUGCUCUGGCGGUUAAACUGGCAGGUUCAAUGUCUAUCUCACCAGAUGAUGUUGUGCCGAGCAAGCCCUUAUCAACCUACGGGGUUGAUUCCCUAAUGGCAGUUGAUCUACGAAACUGGGUUGGGACAACUUUCGGUGCCACAGUUGCCGUAUUUGACAUCAUGGGUGGCGUGUCUCUUGCAAAGAUUGCGGAUUUAGUGGCUGAGAAAGGCACAGUCAAGGGAAACUAG